This is a messenger RNA of Cololabis saira (Pacific saury), 3862 nucleotides long. RefSeq names its product F-box and leucine rich repeat protein (gene fbxl9). Gene Ontology annotation, molecular function: protein binding. The record is from RefSeq and is a predicted model, not a curated record. Gene Ontology annotation, cellular component: SCF ubiquitin ligase complex. Lineage: Eukaryota; Metazoa; Chordata; Actinopteri; Beloniformes; Belonidae. Gene Ontology annotation, biological process: SCF-dependent proteasomal ubiquitin-dependent protein catabolic process. The transcript is spliced from 11 exons. Bases 302 to 2269 code for a protein of 655 amino acids.
CCAGCGGAGAUCAGGCUGUCUGCGGAAACAAACAUGUCGUUGGAGAGGAAAGUUACUUUUACCUAAAUGUCAGCCGGCAACACAGCGCUGUAGACGCGUCCACUGGCCUGAUUUGUAUGCAUUAAUUUAUUUGACAGUUGAGUUAACGAUAAGACUAAAGGAGUCGGCUGGUGUUCCGCAUUAGGUAGUAGGAUUUAGCUUGAACGUUCAUGAAUGGCAGGAUUGUGACUUGUGCUAAUAGUGAAACACGGAUCAGCUGGAGAUGGUCUGGAGGUCUUUGUGAUUCGAAGAAGAAGCUGACAUGGAAGACAGCGAUGGGGAAGGCGGCACAGAAACACCUGAGCUUCCCCUGGAGAUCAUAGUUUACAUCCUGGGCUUUCUUCAGGCUUCAGACAGAAAGGAUGCCUCACUAGUCUGUCGCAGCUGGUACACUGCCACCCAGGAACAGCGCUUUCAGAAGAAAGUCACCUUCAGCUUCCCAGCUUCAGCCUCGUCCCUGGAGCUUGUCAGGGGUCUGACUAGAAAGUCACGCUGCAGCCUGAAAAUCAGCCAGCUCGAUGGCUUCAGCAUUUCCAGAUCUCUCCUUCUGGAGGUGGGUCUGUGUCUGGGCUCCAAGGUGGAGAGCUUGGCCCUGCCCGGUAGCAGUAUAACGGAGGCGUCUCUGCUGGCCCUCCUCCCUCGUCUGACCUCCCUCCGCAGGCUGGACCUCCGAGGCCUGGACAGUCUCUUCAUGUCCGGGGCUUUUCUCUCCCGGGAGGAGCAACGACAGCAGGUCAGAUCAGCUCUCUGUGGGCUGGAGGAGCUGGAUCUCUCCAACCUGCGCUACCUCUCCGACCUCACCUUCAACCGGCUCACGGGGUGCACCCCUCGCCUCCGCCGACUCUCGUUGGCCGGCUGCCACAUCGCUUUUGAGUUCGACCCGUACCGAGGAUGCCCCGCGGGAGCCGUCGAGGACUCUUCUGCGCUGCUGUCACUUAGGAACUUGAAGAGGUUGUUGAUGGAGCAGAAAUCCACCCUUGUAGCUUUGGACCUUAGCAGGACCUGCAUCACCCCGGAGUCACUGCGUACAAUAGCACAGGUUCAGGAUCUGGUGUUGGAGGAGUUGUACCUGCAGGGAUGUAAGGAACUGACUGACUAUUCAGUGGAGAAUCUGGUGAAGCAUCAGCCCAACCUCCUCAAGCUGGACAUCAGUGGCUGCACCGAGCUGACCAGCAGGUCCGUGGAGGCGGUGGCGUCCAGCCUGACGUCACUGACGCACCUGUCUUUAUCUCGCGACUGGAGGAUCACUGAUAAGGGGCUUGCUGACCUGCUGUCGCUGACCUGCCUGAAGUCUCUGGACCUGUCUGAGUGUCUGCACAUCAGCGGAGCAGAGAUAGUAAAAGGCCUGAAGGGAUCCAGUGCCGGCAGAGCAGAGCUGGAAACACUCAACCUCAGGAGCUGCACGUACAUUAGGGAUCUUGCAGUUUUUUCUGUCACUCAACUUCUUGGGAAUUCUCUGCGUGAGUUGGAUCUGACAUCGUGCGUCAACGUGACCGACUUAUCCGUGUGCGCCAUGGCCACCUACCUGCAGAAGCUGGUGGUCCUGCGACUCGGCUGGUGUAAAGAAGUCACAGAUUGGGGUCUUCUGGGGAUGGUGCAAAAGACUCAAUGCGAGCCAGACGACGAGAUGGGAGAUGAGGGUCCCAGGUUUACCCGGACCUUUGGCAACAUGGGCUUCUUCAAACCUCCUCGAAUGCCUUUUGAGGAGAGACCCAAGCUGGUGACUCAGAGUGACUUGCAGCAAUUCAAACAACAAGCCGGAGCCUCACUUUUAGCUCUCAAGAGGCUGCAGGAGCUGGACCUCUCAGCUUGUGCCAAGCUUACCGACAGCAGCAUCACUCAGGUGAUCUGUUACCCAGAUCUCCAUCGACUGUCUCUCUCCAUGCUGCCAGAAAUCACUGAUGCCAGCUUGGCAUCGGUGGGAUGGCAUUGCCGCAGUCUCACGAGUUUGGCGCUCAACCACUGCCCGGGUAUCACUGACCGUGGAGUGGCACAGGCCGUGCCGUACCUCCACCGACUGCAGCAUCUCUACCUCUCCUGCUGUAAUAACAUCACUGACAGGUCCUUGCUCCUUCUGAUGCAGCACUGCAAGUGCCUGAAAACAAUCGACAUCUCAAGGUGCAAAAACAUCUCGGUUACAACGGUGGACCUGCUACAAUCCCAGCUGCCCUUUUUGGAAAACAUCCACUACAAGUUCAUAGGUGGGGCCGACCUUCCACUGAUUGACUGACACGACUGCUGGAGCUUUUCCAAAACAAGAACCUGCUGACCAAAGCCUGCUCAGAGUGUUGAGCAUUUGCACUUUUAAACAGUUUGCACUGUAACUGGAAGAAAUGUCGAGCCUAAUUGUUUAGGCAACUUUUUAAAGACUGCUCUUCUUUGCAGGAUGGACUCUGAUAUGGUUAAAUUAAGCCCAAGGAGGAAACAUUUGCAAGUAAUAAUUAAGUUCUACAUAUGUGGUGCAUCACCAUGGAGAGGUUUUUAAAGCUGCUGUAUCCAGGAAACAUAAACAUACAGGUGUCACAAAUGCCCUAUUCAUGCGGGACUAGUAGGACCUGGGGAUCUUUGAUCAUUUGUAUUGUAUUUUAACUUAACCACAUUUAGAUAUCUUUAAUGUAUUCACGUUUUCACCUGUUAAAAUGUGACUUGCUGUCACUGAAGUUAAACUAUCUGUAAUCUGGAAUAUUAAAAUUGAGUUCUUGCGUGUGGAUGUGGUGCACAUAACAAUUCAGGGUGUCAAUUUUGAGUCACCACAGAUCCCCAGAUGAUACUAUAGCCAUGCAAAUAGUGCAAAAGAGGAAGAAAAAAAUCUAGCAUGCAUUUUCAUGCAUGCAUUUUACUUUCACCGUAUGUUGCAGUAGAAAGAGGCUUUUAAUGUAAAUGAAUUGCUUUUAAUAAACCUAAAUGUCUGAAUAUUUAUAGUUGAAGAUUUAGCAGGACUCAAAGCAGAAGUUGCCCUUAUGUUGGAAGUUAAUCCUUAAAAGUCAACAACUAAUAAGUAUAUAUUAUAUACCGUAUAUUCCCUUUGAACAAAAUUACACUUAAAUGAACCAGUUGACCGUUAAACAUUGACAUUAGUUACAAAACUACGGACUUUAACUACUGACUAAGGAGUUUAAGACUGAAAUUACAAACCAAAUGACUCUGGUCUCUUUGUUCCCAUUAAUAUUUUUGUAAAGAAAAUACCCUUAAAAACAAAAAAAACAUUUCGGAAAAGAGAAAGCAGGAUGUGUAGUCUUGGUCCAGCUUUGCUUUUUGUUUCGAGCAUGUCUGAGUCAGCCUGCAUGCGCUGCAUCAUCUAUGAGGUCUUUGUAAUGUGUCCACGUCAUUCGUGAAUGUGAUGCCUCCUAAAAAAAGUUUUAAAGAUAUUGAAUUUUAUUGAAAAGGGAGCAUUAUCCCACAAAGGGCAGACUAGCAUGUAUGUUUCCCUUUAAGGAGAAAUCUGUAAACAUUUACAACUACUGGAUACUCCAUGGCUUCUGCUGUGUUUUCCUCUCAUCGGAUUAAAGGCAUAUCUUUAUGUACAUUACUACAGACCUUUGUACUGAUGUCACACUGGAUGAUGCAUCAUGAGAAAGGGAGAAGUGAAAACUGGCAUGAUGGACAAUAAAGUAUAAAACAAGCCCAUUUCAAACAGUUUUUUGUUGGUUUUCUAAUAAAAGAUAUCCUGUGAAUAAUAAAACAAAACAUAUAUAUAUAGUUGUGCUGUUUGAGUCAACAGUAAAAACUGUGGGUCAUAACACUGCAAUGAUUUAAAGGUUAUAGCAUAAAUCAUACAAGUUCCUGCUGACCUGAGGCUGUAAAUAAACCCCAAUCUGAAUCC